Molecule: messenger RNA, 435 nt
Organism: Cylicocyclus nassatus
Lineage: Eukaryota; Metazoa; Nematoda; Chromadorea; Rhabditida; Strongylidae
Source: the annotation of a GenBank genome assembly
AUGCACAAAAAGCCAUGGUCAAAUCAAGCUGGAAUGAUUAAAGUGAGGUAUAGCUGCGAACUCGAGCACUAUGCUGCCAGAGAUUCACGAUGGUGCAUCCCUUACGAACUCAAAACUUCUGCUUGUGUAGAGGUUUUAAGGACUAAAAUUCCUAUGGCUCAAGUACACACAUCGUUAUCUGCAAUCAAACAGAUGCUGAAUGGAUGGAAAACGGCUGUAGGUUGUGCAGUAAACGGAUGCGACAAGCAUGGAGGUUACUGGAAUGUUGUUUGUCGAUAUGCUACAAUUUGCACACCAAAGAGUCGCAAGCUGUACAAUUGCUUCAAUGGAAAAAGAUGCGAGAAACAUAAACGCCCUCGGAAGACAAAGUUAUUGCCCGAAGCCAAUAAGUUCAUGGUCAAUUUCACAAGUGGAUAUGUGUAUCUACUAGACUAA